CGGCGGUACGAGUCACCGGCCUCUGGGAGACUGUGCCAGUGCCCAGACAUCCGGUCUCCUUGGACCCCUCAAGCGCUAGCCCUACCGCGCAGGGUGCCCGGCAGCACCAGCCAUCUCGGCCCGGCUCUGAUGCUGGCCUCUGGUAGAAGAUUGCUCACAGCUCUGCUGCAGGCUCAGAGGUUGUGCUGUCAACCCUCCAGAGACAUGAGACUGGUGCAGUUUCAGACAUCCAACCUGACGGGACCCCACCUAGGCCUGGAGUCAGGGAAAGGUGGGGGAGUCAUCAACCUCAAUGCCUUUGACCCUACACUGCCCAAGACGAUGAUGGAGUUCCUGGAGCAAGGUGAAACCACGCUGUCUGUGGCAAGAAGAGCCUUGGCUACCCAACUGCCAGUCUUGCCACGGUCAGAGGUGACCUUCCUGGCCCCCGUCACACGGCCAGACAAAGUAGUGUGUGUGGGCAUGAAUUACGUGGACCACUGUAAAGAGCAGAAUGUGCCUGUGCCCAAGGAGCCCAUCAUCUUCAGCAAGUUUGCCAGCUCCAUCGUGGGGCCCUACGACGAGGUGAUCCUCCCACCUGAGAGCCAGGAAGUGGACUGGGAGGUAGAGCUGGCCGUGGUGAUUGGAAAGAAAGGCAAGCAUAUCAAGGCCACAGAUGCCAUGGCUCAUGUGGCCGGCUUCACAGUGGCACAUGACGUGAGUGCUCGUGACUGGCAAAUGAGACGCAAUGGAAGGCAGUGGCUGCUGGGAAAAACCUUUGACACUUUCUGCCCCCUGGGCCCUGCCUUGGUGACCAAGGACAGUGUGGCAGAUCCACACAACUUAAAGAUCUGCUGCCGAGUAAAUGGAGAAGUGGUCCAGAACAGCAACACCAACCAGAUGGUGUUUAAGACAGAAGAGCUGAUAGCCUGGAUCUCCCAGUUCGUCACUCUUUACCCAGGGGAUGUGAUUCUGACAGGAACGCCCCCGGGUGUUGGUGUAUUCAGGAAACCUCCUGUCUUUCUCAAGAAAGGUGAUGAAGUCCAGUGUGAGAUUGAAGAACUAGGGGUCAUCAUCAACAAGGUGGUGUGAUGGCUCCUACCACAAGCCCUGGACUUGCCAGGGGCACCUGUUGGGGAGACCCCGGGGUAGCCAUGGGCCAGUCCCUCCAAGCCUCCUUUUCCUGGUGAGGGAGAGGAGUUGGAGCACUUUCUCAAUAAACCUCUCCAGCUAAAGCAA
Condylura cristata (star-nosed mole) is the source of this 1218-nucleotide messenger RNA. RefSeq names its product fumarylacetoacetate hydrolase domain containing 2A (gene FAHD2A). The transcript is spliced from 8 exons. Gene Ontology annotation, molecular function: hydro-lyase activity. The record is from RefSeq and is a predicted model, not a curated record. Bases 130 to 1071 code for a protein of 313 amino acids. Lineage: Eukaryota; Metazoa; Chordata; Mammalia; Eulipotyphla; Talpidae.